AUGGGAAUCAGGAAAUGGAAGUUGGCAGGAAGCGGUGGAAUAUGGGUAUUGGAUGAGGAAGGAGAAGGAGAGGAAUGGAUAAUAGAACUAGAGGGGGAAAGAAUGGGAGGAAAAGGGGAGUCGGAGGAGUUAGAAGAAGGAGGAGGUGAAGAGGGAAGGAGAGAGUGGGGAGAAGAAUUAUCCAGGAUGGAGCGCGAGAGGAGAUCAAUAGCAGAGGCAGUCGAAAGAAUUGUGGAGAACAAAGUAAGAAAGAUGUUGAAGAAGAAAAAGAAGAACGAUAGAAAAAAGGACAAGAGGAUAGAGGAGCUGAAGGAGAAAAUAAGGAGAUUGGAGAGAAAGGUAGAAAGAUUGGAGCAAGAUGGAGGCAAAAGAAAGAGAGAGGAUAGCGUGGAGAGUGGGGCGGGAAAGAAGAAAUGGUGGGCAGGGGAGGGCGAAAGGAACGAGGACGAAUUAAGAAAGAGGAACGUGGUUAUAAGGGUCGAGAAAGAGAAAUGA
Temnothorax curvispinosus is the source of this 495-nucleotide messenger RNA. RefSeq names its product RNA-binding protein 25-like. The transcript is spliced from 2 exons. Lineage: Eukaryota; Metazoa; Arthropoda; Insecta; Hymenoptera; Formicidae. The coding region runs from base 1 to 495 and encodes 164 amino acids. The record is from RefSeq and is a predicted model, not a curated record.